Sciurus carolinensis (gray squirrel) is the source of this 3633-nucleotide messenger RNA. It is a transcript of the gene Bambi, whose product is annotated as BMP and activin membrane bound inhibitor. The record is from RefSeq and is a predicted model, not a curated record. Bases 418 to 1074 code for a protein of 218 amino acids. Gene Ontology annotation, molecular function: frizzled binding. The transcript is spliced from 3 exons. Lineage: Eukaryota; Metazoa; Chordata; Mammalia; Rodentia; Sciuridae. Gene Ontology annotation, biological process: transforming growth factor beta receptor signaling pathway; negative regulation of transforming growth factor beta receptor signaling pathway; positive regulation of canonical Wnt signaling pathway.
GGGGAGGGGCUCUGCGGACGCGCGGGGGCUGGGGACCCGGCUGCCGGACUGCCGCCGCGGGGCUUUGAAGCCGGCUGCCAAGGCUUUGUUAGCGGCGGGCGAAUUCCCUCCCGCGCCAAGCCGCAGGUCGCGACAAGUUCUUAGAAGUUGUGGCGGUCGACCCCAGAUCCAACGCCCUGAGGUGCAUUCAGACCUCUGUGCAAGCGACUGUCAGGUGUUGCGAAGCUUGUCGUUGAACUCCUGGACGCUGGAGGCCCGCACGGGAGCGGGGAGGGAGAAUCGGCUGCAUGCCGCAGCCCUCGUUGCCCCGCGCAGCGCGGGACUGCCACAAGGAAAGGCAGACCCUCGCCCUAGCAGUACCAUACCGGAGAAAUUCGAUGCUACUGUGAUGCUGCCCACUGUGUGGCAACUGGUUAUAUGUGUAAAUCUGAGCUCAGCGCCUGCUUCUCUAGACUUCUGGAUCCUCAGAACACAAACUCCCCACUCACCCAUGGCUGCCUAGAUUCUCUUGCAAGCACAGCAGACAUCUGCCAAGCCAAACAGGCCCAAAACCACUCUGGCACCACCAUGCCCACAUUGGAAUGUUGUCAUGAAGACAUGUGCAAUUACAGAGGGCUGCAUGAUGUUCUGUCUCCUCCCAAGGGUGAAUCCUCAGGACAAGGAAACAGAUAUCAGCACGAUGGUAGCAGAAACCUCAUCACCAAGGUGCAGGAGCUGACUUCUUCCAAAGAAUUGUGGUUUCGGGCAGCUGUGAUUGCAGUUCCCAUUGCUGGUGGGCUGAUUUUAGUGUUGCUGAUUAUGUUGGCCUUGAGGAUGCUCCGAAGUGAAAACAAGAGACUGCAGGAUCAGCGGCAGCAGAUGCUCUCUCGUUUGCACUACAGCUUUCACGGACACCAUUCCAAAAAGGGGCAGGUUGCAAAGUUAGACUUGGAAUGCAUGGUCCCGGUCAGUGGGCACGAAAACUGCUGUCUGACCUGUGAUAAAAUGAGACAAGCAGACCUCAGCAAUGAUAAGAUCCUCUCCCUCGUUCACUGGGGCAUGUACAGUGGUCACGGGAAGCUGGAAUUCGUAUGACAGACUCUUAUCUGAACUAAACUUCUUGAACCCUUGAAGGUCUUCGAGUUCUGCUGGACAGGAGCACUUUAUCUGGAGACAAACAAAGUCAUUUAAUCAUUUUUGAGAGACAAAGACCUCUGCAAACAGAAUCUUGGAUAUUUCUUCUGAAGGAUUAUUUGCACAGACUUGAAUACAGUCAAAUGUAUUAUUUGCUUUAAAAUUAUAAAAAGCAAAGAGAAGACUAUGUACACACUGUUACCAGGGUUAUUUGCAUCCAAGGGAGCUAGAAUCGAGUACCUAAAUGAACUAAAUGUGCUCUGUGUUAGCUCCUACAUCUUGAUUUAUUGUAAAGAUUUUUAAAAUAUAUAUUUUUUGUCUGAAAUUUAGUAGUGUGGUUCAUAAAUUAAAAACCUAAGUGGUGGGGCUAGGGAUGAGGCUCAGAGGUAGAGUGCUUGCUUAGCAUGUGUGAGGCCCUGGGUUCAAUCCCCAGCACCACAAAAAAGAAAAACAACCUUAAUCAAAAUGUUAAUUACACAAAUGAAGAUCUGUUGCUCAUACUUCAUUUUUAACUGUAGGAUUUGGCUGGAUUUUCUUUGUUUGUUUUAAUAACAAGACUAAAAUCUUGUUUAUUCUCAAACAACGCAAUUUUCUUACACAUGAAUUAAGCGUGUACUGACCAUCUUUCAGUAUGUUUUCUACUUUUUUUAAAGGAUAUUUCUGGUAAGAUUUUUUUUUCUUUUCUUUUAGUACUAAGGACUAAGUCCAGGGCCUUUUGCAUACUGAGCAUACACUCCUCCACUGAGCUAUACCCCCGUCCCUAAGAGAAUUUUUAAAGUUAUUUAUACCAGGUCAGGUAACUGAUGGUUUUCUGAAGUUGCCAUAGCAAAGAUAAUAUUUAUCAGCUUGAUCCAGUUGUUCUGCAAUACCUUUAUAAAUGUGUCUACCUACACCCUAACUAAACAUAUUUUUUGGUAUUUAAAGUUAACCACUGUCUAGUUUUACAGCUGAUUGACUAUUCUGCCUCAAACCAAAUUAAAUAUUUUGUCUCCCAAGUUAGUCAGACUUUAUUGUACAGUGUUUCUGGUUUUCAAAUUUUAUUUUUUUUAAACUUUAAUCCUUAGAAAGGUUUUCAUUAGUAAACAUCAUAUGCCAAUUGAGAAUUAACACAGUGCUACUAGAUUUCUAUUCCCCAAAUAAUCAUUUUAUUAAUAUAAUCAAAUAAAACAUAGGCAUUAGCCAGUAACUGAUGCAGCUAAGUACCACUUGCCACCUCCUUAAGACAUCUGUUAACACAGCCCUUUAAACCUAUAGUAUAUUUGUGUACUCCUCCCUCAAAUGGAUCUUGGUUAUCUUAAACAUGAGAAUAAUUUGCCAUGGAGGUUUUUUCUCAAUUCUUUUGUAUAUUUGAAAUUUUUUGCUUCAAAAUAGUCUAUAGCCUGCAUAAUUUGAGGAUGAGGUUUUCUUGUAUUAAUAUUAAAAGCAUUUUUGCAUACUUUUAUUAGAUUAUUUUAUGAUAAGUGUAAUUUGGGUUUCUUAAGUCAGUUCAGUAGUCAAUUUCAUGGAAGAAUCUGAGUUGAAAUUACUAGUAUAAAAAUGAGUAGAUUAUUUUGACAAUUAAUAGAUCACUGCCCCAAACAAAUUAGGCUAUGGAAUAAAUACACAUUUUAAUAAAUGACAGCAUUUGUAUUGUGCUUCUUGGGACUGAUGCUUUUUACAUGUCUAUCUUGUUAUUUACAAAAGGUGUUGUUCUACUUGUGUCAAAAAUUUUUUUUAUUUGGUGUUGGGAAUUGAACCCAUGGCCUUAGGCAUGCUAAGUGUGUUCUUUGCCACCUAGCUACACUUCCAGCUCCCAGAAGUGUGUCAGUAUUUAAGAAUGAUUGAACCCAACCAUUCAAAUCUCCCUAGAGGAGAACUGAUCAAAAUUGUCAAUUGGUGAAAUUUACAUCCUUAUCUCCACUGUCUGGCUCUUGAUCAAAGUAUAGUACUUUUGUUGCUUGAAGAUAGAGACUUCUUGCCCCUCAAACAUUCUUGCACAGUAUCAUUCAAAGUCAGUGAUGGUUUAGUCACUAUCAGCUAUGUGUAGUCAAGUUUUCUUCCUCUGCUUAUUUUCUGUUGACCUGAUUUCUUCCAAGUACCAGUUAACUAGGAACUCGGCAAAUCAUUAGGAAAUAAAGGAUUUAAAGUAAUGUGCUUUGAAAUCUGUAAACCUCAUCCUACUGGAAAGGCUUGAGUCUGGGCUGGUAUUGUGGAAAUUUAAUGGAAGAUGAAUUUGAAGAGUUUCCCCCUGCCUCUUGUUCUAUUGUGUACUCAGGAGUCAGUUUAUAUCUCCCUGUCCUUUAAGGUCCCUGGCCUUUCAUACUGACUUAUUUUUCUGAGACUCAAGUUCAAGGCAGAACUUGGAUUUAGAGCCCUGUCUCUUCCUAAAUCCUCUCCCGUUUGAUAUUCAUUUACUAUUUAUAUUUGUCUUUACCACUAGCAGAUCUGCAUAUAACUUGGGGCUUUCAAUUAAAAUACCACAGACUGAAUUUUAUUAAGAACUGUAUAUAGACUUGACAUUUUUUCCCCCUAUGAGAGUAU